This is a messenger RNA of Trichobilharzia szidati, 5517 nucleotides long. The record is from the annotation of a GenBank genome assembly. NCBI's taxonomy places the organism in Eukaryota, Metazoa, Platyhelminthes, Trematoda, Strigeidida, Schistosomatidae.
AUGUUACUUUCCAACCUUGACAGCAGUUGACAUUUUGACUGUUAGUAAAUAAUCUAGAUUAACUCCUAUUUCGCGUCUUAUCAUGAAAAUCAUUCUUAAUCAUAUACAUACAAUGUUAACUAACAGAUACCGCAGUUACAAAGAAGCAUAUAUACAUGUAAUCUAGAUGUAAUCUACUACUAUAUUUGUUUAAUAAAGGAGGAUUUCGGUACAACCAUUUAAACAAAUAGUAUAAUCAAACGAAAAGAAAUACAUCUCCUUUUUUUACUGUUGGAAUUUUUGUCACUGAAUUUACCACACCGAAUAUCACUGUUCUACUGCGUCACUGUAUACGCAUAGUGCUUACCUACGUAUAUGUAUGUAUCAUCAAUUUAAUUAGUUGGCAGAAAAAUAAUAAUUUGACUACUAAAAUUGUACUUACUCAACCAGAAUACAUACAUAUAUAUAUAUGAUUUACACAAUAAAUUUGGAAAGCAAAAUCAAAAGUUGUGUUAAAACUAUGCGAGAAUCUCUGUGUACUUGGCAUGUUUACAAUCAAAGAUACAGUCGCACACCAUCACACUAAUACACACGCACACACACAUACACAUAUAAUACAAAUACUACUACACAUCAGCACACAGCAGUAUACCGCACCACUUAUAAUACAACACACGUAGAUUUAAAGUUUGGCGAGUAGAAAAAGAAGUGAAUUUAUUAUUGUUAAUUAUUGUUUUAAAUUUGGAAAGUGUUCAAUGCACCUCUGUGAUUGGUCAAUUUAAAUAUGCUGGCAACUAUUUAAACAAAAUGAUAUACUGUAUGUAUCAUUUUUAAAUUUUUACAUCGGAAAAAAAAUAAUAAAAAUAAAUACACUGAGAGAAAAAAAGAAGAAGAGAAGAGAAAAACUCCACUUACACAAGAGUGUUAUAAAGAAAAGAAAAACGAAGCUGAAUGAUGACAAGCAGUGGUUGUCGAAGUCGAAGUAAUAGUACUACUACUGGAGGAGGAGGUCCUGGUGGUGUUGUUGUUUGUGACACCGGGAACAACAACAACACCAAUAGUUCAUCAACAUUUACAAAUAAUAUGAAACAACAACAACAAACAAUGAAAAGACCAACAAGUUCAAUCAGUUUACUCGCUGAUCAAUUAAAGCUAUCCAGUUUAAAUGAACAAGAUCCCUGCAGUACAACAAUGCGAAUGAUGUCGAUGAUGACUACGAAACCGGUUGGACAGUAUGACUUAUCUUGUGAUUGUCUAGAAACAAUUAAUGAAGUAAGAAAUGCUUAUUCAAUGCCUUCAACACAUUCUCAUAUUGGCAUACAAUCAUCAAAACGAAACAAUAAUAUUAAUGAUAAUAAUAAUCACACUACCAUUGGUAAUACAGAUUGGACAAGGAGUGCUGCUAGCGGUGGCAGUACUUCAAAGGAUUAUCAUCAUCAUUCACGUACUGUACACUUUCGGGAUAUAUUUACACCGAGUUCUAGUGUUUGUUCUUCUCUACAAUCGACAAUGUCAGAAUUUGACGAUGGAGGAAAUGAAAUGACUAAUCCUGAUCAUAAUUCUUGCUGUGUUCACGUCUUGUCUGCAAGUGCUCCAACUACAAAUUAUUCAUUGAAUUCAAUGUCAAAUUUAUCAAAAUGCAAUGAAACAACUUCAUGUCAUCAUAAUGUUAUCACUAACAGUAAUAAUAAUAAUAAUAUUGCUACUACAACUAUUACUAAUACUAUGAAUAAUAGUAUACCAUCAUCAAGUUGUACAUUCAACAAUCUCUUCUCUUCAUCAUUUCCUUGUUCAAAGGAUAAAAUUGAUAUUGCUCAUCAUCAUCACCAUCAUCAUUCUUCAUGUACAGCAUCGAAAACAAUGUGUUCUUCAUUGUCAUCUUCAUCGAAUUGUUGUGGCUGUUGUUGUUGUUGUUCGUGUAGUAGUAGUAGUAAUAUUGGCGUCAGUGGAAGUAGUGGUAUCGGUGGCGGAAGCAGUAACAGCUUUACCACCUUUUGUCCUACUUGUUAUUGUUCUUGUUCAUGUUAUGUAUGUCGAAUAAAUAAUCAAUCACAGCAUCCAGUAACAGCAGCAGCAGCAGCAUCGUCAACUUUGUCAUCCUCAUCACAGUAUUGUCUGCCAGCAAAACGUGCUUGUCGGUCAACUAGUUCAAGUUCAGAUCUACCCUAUUACACAUCAUCACUGUUAUCGUCUUCUUCGUCUGUAUGCGGUUAUUACUACCAUCAUCGUCAGUGUCAUUUACCUCAACGUCAUUGUCAUCAAUGCUGUCCAAAAUCAAUAAUUCAUAAUAGUAAUAAUAAUAAUGCCACAAUGAUUCGAUCAAUGCAUUCAUAUAUUAAAAAUCUUCCACGUCCAAUCGCUGUUCGACUGGAUUCACAAAUGAUGAUGGCGUAUAAUACAAAAUCAAAAAGUUGUACAAAUAUGGAUCACGUGAAAUCAUUAAAUCCUAUUAAUAAUAAUAGUAAUAAUAAUGAUGAUGAUGAUAUUGAUAGCAAUAGUAGUACUUUACGUAAUAAUAAUAAUAACAGUAAUAAUAAUAAUGGUGUUAUUCUACGUCCUAAACCAUCUGAUUUCAUGUCUUUCAAUAAAACUGGCAAUGGAUCACGUCUUAGCUGGCAUCAUCCAUUGUUUAGUUUCAGUUCUGUUGGCUCUCAAGUCAAGUAUAAUAACACCAAUAAUAGUAGUAACAAUAAUAAUAAUAAUAAUAAUAAUAAUGCCAUCUCUAACCCCUCAACAAUACCAAAUGAUACUUCUUCUGGAGACAGUCAACUAAUGUCUGCAGACAAUUCACAACCACCUGUUCAAAAGUCAAUUCGUUUACGGAAUCACACAACUCGUGCCAAUGAACAGCAGCAGCGUACAACAUCAGUUCGUCCUCCAAAUUAUAUUGAAAUUAAAGAACUACAAGAUUCUUCAUUGUCAGCUCAUGCAUUACCUAGUCCAUCAUCAGCGUUCACUCCAACUCGUGCAUCAUUUGGUAGUUUUCCAAUCGAUGUCAAUUCAUCGAGUUUUUCGUUAUCCCCUGCUACUGGUGGGUCUAUCUCCUCAUCAGUACAAAUGACUGCUCGAACUCCUUCGUCAGGAUUUCAUGAAGCAUCAUUUUCUGGAUUAUCUGAGGCGUCUAGUUUACCAGAUUGUUCAAGGUUUGGUGUACCAUCAGAUUCGAUGCCAAAUACAAAUUAUUGUCAUUGCCAAUGCCAUCAACAUCAACGACCUCAUCUCCAUCAUCAUCAUCCUCAUCAUGACCAUCAUCAUCGUCACCAUCAUAACCACCACCACCACCAUCAUAGUGGUAGAAAGCAUCACGGGAAAAUGUCAAUUGAUGAUAAGAAAUUCUCAUCAAAUCUUUAUACUCAAUCAUCGAAUCAAUUAACUGAUUUGGAACCAUGCUUCAAAUUAGAAGAGAAUGAAUUCAAUAUGAAUAAUGAUAAUAACACUAAAAAUAAUAAUGAAGGAUUACAUCAGACAAUGAGAAAUAUCAGUAGUAGUGGAAGUAAUAGUAGUAACAGUAGCAAUGAUAGUAAUAGUAGUAGUUGUUCCUUGCAAUCGAUGAAAUGUACCCUACGAUGUUGUUCUCAACCAAAUGAUAAUACAAUCUAUGAUAAUAUGAAUUGUAAACAUUUAAUUCACUGUUCCAAUAAUAAUCAUAAUAAUAAUAAUGACAGUCAUAUUAGUAGACAGAAUAAUUAUCGAUCAUUAUGUACACCUUUAGCUUGUACAAGUCUUACUCCGACUACUACUAACAUUAUCAGUAGUAAUAAUGAUAAUAACAACAACAACAACCAGUCAACGCCUUCCAGCGCCAUGACAACAACUGGGUUGAAACGUAGACGUGGACCAAGCGGUGAAUGUACUGAAUGCUUUGAUGAAGUACAUGAUAAUAAUUCACAUGAAGAAGAGAAAGAACAAAUACACGAUGAUAUAUUCCCAUGUGGAUGUUACUAUUGGAAGAGAAGUACAGAUCAAGUGCCCAGCAAUAAUGAUGAUCACUUACGUAAUAUAUCUUCAGCACUAUUGAAUACAACAUUAAAUGACAAUAAUAAUAAUAAUACCAGUAGUAAUUGCAGAUUAUCUACAACAGUUUGUUGUUCUUGUCAUGAAUUACAACAUUCACUGUUUUCUUUUUCGGAACACUAUCCACCCACGUCAAUUUUCUCGUCUACAUCUUCUUCAUAUUCAUCGAGACAUUUAUGUAUGCCUGAAACAUGUGUUCAUCAAGAUGAUCCAACACUUAUUGAAGCUGAUUUCACCAAUAACACUGAUGGUAAUAGGGAUGAUGAACAGAAUACUUCAACGUUAAUUAAACGUUGUACACAUUCGAAUACAAUGCAUCCUAUAAAUGUUGAUUAUAAUGAUAGUAAUAGUAAUAAUAAUAAUACAGAAACGAUACGUGAUUAUUGUCCUAUGGAGUUAAUCAAUCCAUCUCAUACUGGAUCACAUGAAGAUACGAUCAAGUGUAAUCCGUGUAAUAUUGUUAAUUAUGGACAAGAAUGCGAAUAUUCAUCCGGUGUAUUCCUUGACGACAGCUUCACUCAUAAUCAUCAUCACCAACAUCAACAUUCUCAUCGUUACGCAUGUAGUGAGUUGGGUAAACUUUCUGAAAUGAUUGAAGAUGAAAAAGAACAUGAAACACCUGAAACUAUGAUUGAUGAAGGUGGUGUUGGCAGUGUCUGUAGUAGUAAUCAUGUAUCCGAGGUCAGUUGGCAUCAUCCUGAAAUCCCAUUGACCUCUCCUCCAUCAAUUCAUGAUAUUACAUUUACACCGAUUUGUCCACCUUCACCACAACUACUGUCAACAGGAAUUCCUGUACACAAUCCACAACAUGAUACGGAUGAUGCUACUGGUCGACAAGUUAUCCUUUUUACACCUUCACCGAUUGAUGGUUCAAACUCUGAUGGGGAAUCUGAUGAUAUGGAGACUAUUCUUUCACCUCAAAUGCCCAAUAGACAACGUAUUUUUUCUGAUAUCCCAAUUAAUGAGUUAAAUAAUAGUAGUAAUAAUAAUGAUAAUAAUAAUAAUAUUAGUGGGAAUGAUAAUAAUAAUAAUAACAGUAGUAAACAGAUUUCAUCUUCUUUCAUUGAUCUUGACUUAGAAUUAAUUGAAAAUGACUAAAUUCCUUCUUCUUCUCUUCACAUCAUAAUAAAUAAAUACACACAGAGACAGACGACACACGACACAUUUGUUUGUUCGUUCGUUUGUUUGUUUUGGUUUUGUUUUCGUUAUGUUUUCUUUCAUGAGAUUAUUUAGAUGAAAAUAAGUUGUUUGUUUUUUUCUUGUUUCUCUGAUGAUGAUAAUAUAGUUUGUUAUUAUUAUUAUUGUUCAAAGUUCAAUUGUUUUCUUUAGUUUUAUAAUAUAAUUUUGUCUUUUGUGUCACUUUCACUUGCCAGCGUUCAUUCGCUUCCAUUCUAUCCCUCUCUUUCUCUCUCCUGUUCUGACUGUUGUGUAUACCACAUACAUCAUCAUGUUAAGAAUUGUUAUAAACUUUUGUUUUGUAUAUUUGUAUAUAUAUUUAGAAAAAAUAAAAUAUCUAUUCUUGAG